Molecule: messenger RNA, 1368 nt
Organism: Pomacea canaliculata
Lineage: Eukaryota; Metazoa; Mollusca; Gastropoda; Architaenioglossa; Ampullariidae
Exons: 4
Coding region: 206-1258 (350 amino acids)
Source: RefSeq, a predicted model, not a curated record
UCCGUGAUUAUGCAUCCCUACAAUUGUCCAUCUGUUGUUUGCAUUUGUUCUUUUCUGCAACUGCUCACGGAAGUCAUCCAGCUAAUCUUCGUCAUAUAUAUACACAUAAAGGUUCAUUGUGUCAGAUUUUUAUAGAUUGAUCCCUGUGUUUCCUUGUCAUUAGUUUCCCGGAUUUAUGUCAGACUAGUAGAAAAUUAAAGUGAAAAUGAACUUCCUGGCUGAACUAGACAAGAAGCAGGUGAUGUCGCCGGUGGGUUGUAUCGUCUUUAUGUUGCUCAUCUACCAGUCAACAUGUGUACAAGAAAACUGCGCGGUGUUGGAAUUUCAUAAUGUAAACAAUGGCGUUUUGACCGUCUAUGAAAACCAGACUGCAAAUGUCGCAUUUUGGAUGAAUGUGUCAGCUUGUGAUCAAACAGAUGAAUUAUUUAAAAUCAAGAUUCACACCAGAACAAAUAGUGGCAGUCUUGAAUACGAUGGAACAUUUACUUACUGGAAGGAGACUUGUACAGUCAGACCACAGAGAUGUCUUCGAUGCUCCACACCAGCAGGUCCAGCAGAGCUCUUCAGGAAAGUCAACCGAUCUCACGUGCAGAUAGAGUGGGAAUGGGACAUGAAAGACACAAAGUUUGGUAAUUUUACAACCAUUCGAAAGGAGCUAAAACUGAAUGUUUCUUAUCCACCCAGUGUCACAAAUCUCAUGGUAGAUGGGAAAGAAGCAAGAGGUAGCUUUGUCAUAAAUGAGGGUAGUGAGGUCAACAUAUCAUGUUCUUUUGAGAAAGGAAAUCCCUCCACGAACUUCCUUCUUCUGGAUAAAACAGGAAAGGAAAUAAAAUCGUCUAGUGACGAACAACAUCUGAACCUCUCGCUUGUCCUCCAAUGCAAAGACGACUGGCCCACCAUCAGAUGUCAAGGAAGUGGCUCCGAAACGAACGAAUCUGUCUCUUUGCUUGUUAAGUGCCGUCCUCAGUUUGUCGACAAAAACGCAAAGGUUGUGGAGACUGCAGCAAACAUCAAGUGGAUAUUAACCGUAAAAGCCCACACAACUGUCAUUCAAAAAUGUCUCUUGAUGUCGCUGACUUUAGGAGAGAACUCAAACAGAGAAGUCAAGUGUAGCCUGACUGGCGACCCCCCUGACCUGCUGCUGAUUGUCUCCCUUGACAAGGAGGAUGUGGCAAAGGGAGGAAACUGGGGACUGACUCUCCACAAUGAGAAAGGCUCAUCAGACACAUUAGUGUUUAGCAUACAAUCACGUGAGUAGAGUUUCAAUUACUAUUAAUAGCUUCUGUAGAAACAUUAGUGUUUAACAUACCAUCACAUGAGUGUAGUUUCUAUUACUAUUAAUAACUUCUACACAAACCUGAAAAAGUA